AUGGCAUUCAAGUUGGCGGUUUUUUCUUACCUCCUGGCUUUUGUUCACGGCAGCAUAGUACCAAGACUCAUCAACUCAGUGAACGCGGGUACAUAUGCUGCAGCUUACAAAGUUCCUGUAGCGGUUGGAACAGAAGACUGCGACCCAUUACCGCAGUACAAAUUCGGCUACGAUGUGGCAGAUACUCUCACAGGGGACUACAAAAGUCAAGUUGAGCAACGGGACGGCGACCUGGUCCGGGGGCAAUAUUCUCUUGUGGAAUCUGAUGGCACUCGCCGCGUAGUUGAGUAUACUGCUGACUCUAUUAACGGUUUUAACGCUGUUGUUCGCAAUGAGCCUUUAGCUUCAUCUUCCAUUACAACUGAGCCUGCCGUGAUACCUGCAAGAGUAGCUGUAGCACCUAUUACCACUCAACCCACAUUUAAUUCCGCUACAGUAUUUGCCCGAUACGCUACUGCUUCUAAAGUUGUGGCUCCGCGAGUAAUCGUGUCUUCAGACUCCGCACCAGUAUUUUCUCGCUAUAACACUCCAGUAAAAACCACUUACAAAGCUGCAUAUACUGCUCCUGUAUCUGACACAUAUUCUGUAUCCGUGCCCGUUUCAUACCUAGCGCCUGCAGCCGCCCAAUACACUGCUCCGAAUACUGCCCCAUACUUGGCAUACGCCGCCACCUACUCUGCACCGUAUACGGGGUCGUACAAAGCUCCUGUGGCACCUGUCUAUUCAAAUGUUGUUGCGAACUCCUUCUCCCCAGUAGUACGUUUCUACCCCGAGACAUCAGCUCCUGCUGCUAUUACAGCUGUUCGGGCUGCUCCCGUAGUUACCGAUGGUUGCUCUUAA
Molecule: messenger RNA, 840 nt
Organism: Arctia plantaginis
Lineage: Eukaryota; Metazoa; Arthropoda; Insecta; Lepidoptera; Erebidae
Source: the annotation of a GenBank genome assembly